ACAAUUACCUACUCUUAAAAAGUUCUCUUUAACAUCCGUUGUUUGCUCGCGCCAUACAUAAAAAAAAUGGCGAUUUAGUUUGUUAUUAUUUACCGCAUCAGAAUUAUUUUUAUUAUACGCACCUCUGGGUAUAAGAAGAUCUUAACUCUAAUUUGAGGUGUUAAUUCUAUUUAAUUCUAUUUAAUGUACAAUUUUUCAAUUGUGCCAUGUAUACGGUCAGUACUAUUGCUCAAGAUUCUACAAACCUCUCUGUUUUGCCAAAGCGAGAACAAAUUUGCACAGCAAUAGAUAAAAACACUGGGGAAACUUGUGGCGAAACGGAAAGCUUACAGAUUCUUGAUGAGUUUCGUAAAUUAUAUGAAGCUCGUAUCGAAAAGGUCGAUUCAGAAUCGGCAAAUGAAUUCGACCGUGUAUCAAUGAAAAUGAAAAUAAUGACAGAAUGGAUUAAGGAUUUAGGUGAACAGAAUAUUAUGUUAGUUAAUACUGUACAAGACUUGGAACAAACUGCUAGUGACAGAGUUAAAAUAUUAGAAGAAAAAUUAAAACAGUCAUCUAAAGUUGUUUCAGAUAAAAUUUUAUUAUCGAAUCAUUCAGAGGAGAGGUUAAGUGUACUCUCAAAUCGUAUAAGAGAACUAGAAAAUGAUGAAAAGAGUCUUCGUCAAAAAAUAGAAUUUCUGUGGAUUGAUAUCAAAGGAUUAUUAGAAUUACUUAAGAGAGCUCAAACGGAUAAUCGCUGGAAUCUUGAUGGCAUAACAUUUUAUUAUAUUAAUCCAAGUGAUAUUCCUACUCCUCUGGAUGUAUGUGCCCAGGUAAAUACAAGUAUAAAUACAGAUGACACUAUAAAUUCAAAGCAGAUAUCAGAAAUGGAAGACAAGGAAACUCAUAUGUGUCAAAUUAAAUUCGAAGAAAAAAGUGCUGAACUUCAUAAAAAAUUAGCAAAGGAAGAAACUGUAAAAACAUAUGUUUCUGAUGUUCAGAGUUUUAGUAAUGAACUUGUACAAAAAUGUCAGGAAGCAAAUCAUUUCUGUUUUGGGUCGUCACCUCCCACGAAUUCUGAUAAUGAUAUUUACUCUUCACUAAAAGAUCAAAUUGAUGCUGAUGCUUAUCUAAUGGAUACAGAACCUUUAAAUAAUUCAACUAAUUCUUAUCAGAAAAUAUUUAUGUGUUUUUCCAAAACAAAUUUAUUAUUGCAAAAAGAGGAAGAAAAGCUUGAUGAUUUGAAAACAGAGCUAAAAAAAAUCGUACGACAUUUAAAACAGAAAAAUGUUGAGCCAUGUGAACAUAAUUUUACGACUGCUUAUAAAAACAUACAAAACAUUAAAACGAUCCUAAACAUUUCUAAAACUUCGACAGAUGAUAGAUCACAAACUGAAGAAAACGUACAACCUUUUGUAGUAAACAUUGAAGCUCAAUUAAAUUGCGUGUACGAUGCAUUGCAAAGUGAAAAGCUUAGGCAUGAUACAGAUAAAAGUAUGGAUACAUGGAUACAUGAUACAACAGAGAAGUUAAUAAAGAAUAUUGAAAAUAUUUCCAGAAUAUGUAAAGAAAAAAAAAAAGCAAUUGAGUUUAUGGAAUAUACUACCGCUAAACGAAAUGAGAUGCAAAAUAGAAUGAAUAAUUAUGUUACAGAAAUGUCAAAGGAUGUUACAUCAAAUCAAAUUACUGCACAACAAUUUAAAUUAAUGGAGGAAUUUCGUGUAUGUACUGUUGAAGCUCAAGCAGCAACAGAAGAUAUUCGUGAAGAAAUUAGCACUAUUCUUUCUUCAUUUGCUGCCCAACAUCAAAAAUACACUGAACUAAACAAAAUGGUCAAAGAUACUCAAGAACAUUUACUACGAUUGCGAGAAACAGUAAUACAAGCAAUUAAUACAUUAGAAUUACAAGAAAUAGAAAGGACAAGACAUAUUGAACGAAUUACAGCUGAAAAAGUGAAACUAAAAGAUAUAAAAAAUGAAUUUAUUCGUGCCCAAUCUGAAUUAUUUAAUUAUGUAAAUAAUAUGCAAGAAAAAAUCAAGGAUCAAAAUCUACCUGAAUGUGUAGAAACAUACACAUGUAAUGAUUUAUUAAACUUCGUAGUUGACAAAAUCGAGCUUGUAGUUAACCAUGUUCAAGUGCAUCAAAAUCAGGAAUGUUUUUUUGCAACCAAUUCAGUAGAGUUAAAAGAGCAACUUUGUUGUACAACAUGUUCUUUCCAAGAUUUGCAGAAACACAUGAGUACAAUUUUAAUGCGUAACGAAAUGGAUGAAACAAUUCUUUGUGAAAAAGAAGAAAGAUUAGGUAGACUUGAAGCAGAAAUUGAUAAUACACAUACAAAGAUGCAAGAUACUUUAGAAAUUUUCUGGAAUACAAUAGAACAGGAUGAUUUUAUUGACCAUUCAGCAGAUUUACAAAGCCAAAAUCAGACAAUCAAUGAAUUGUUAAAAGCAAAGGAAGAUAUACAUAAAUUAAGAAAGGAAUAUGAUGAUUAUAAACUUAAAACAUUACAGAAAAUAUGUCAAACAAAAUCUGAUGAUAAAAUAAAUCAAUGGAAGUGUCGUAUAAUAGACUUAGAAGAGCAGCUUCGCAUCUUACAACAUGAGACUAAAUGUAAACAAGAAGCCAACAACUUUCUAAAAAGUAGUAUUGAGUCUAUGGAGAAAGAAUUAUCUUCUGUACAAAUGAAAGCAGAAAAUUAUAGACGUUCCUAUUCUGUUGAUAGUAUAGAUUACCAAAAAAAAAUUUUAGAAUUAGAAAAUAUAAUCAAAGUACAAAAGGAAGUAGAAUCAAAACUUAGAAAAAGUUUAGAUAACAAUGAAAUAGAGCUUCAGAAAUCAAGGAAACAUUUGGAACCUUUUCAUAUAGAAUGUACUCCAGAAGAAUUAUCUAUAUGUUGUGGAUAUCAAUUGAAACAAGAGAAUACAUCCCAGCUUGUUAAUAUAUUACAAGAAGUAGUACAAUCUACAAAAAAUGGACUUCAAAAUGUCGAAUGCGAACUUAAACUGUUGAUGUGUGAAGGAUCUUCUCAGUCUUGUACUUCAACAACUUUGGUAAUGACAAUUAUUGAUAAAUUAAGAAAAUAUGAAGGACAAUUAGAAAAAUGUUAUGGAGACAUUGAAAAUCUUAGAAAUACAUUAUGUUCUAAAGAUAAACUUUUAGAAAAUAUGAACCAAGUAGUUAUGAUCCAAAAUGAUUCUAUAGCAGUCACGCAAAAUGAGCUGAAGAGUCUCUAUAAAAAACAGCAAGAAAAGAUUAACAUGCAGGAUUGUAUUAUAGCUCAAUGUGAGAAGGAAAAAAAAGAGUUAUCCAAACAGAAUGAACUUCAAGCACAAACAAUUGGACAUUUGCAAAAUGCUGUGGUUGAAGCCAAAAGAUGCUUAGAUAGUAUGGGACAUAAAGCACUUUUUGUUAAAGGUGAAACUAUUCAAUUGUUAACAAUGUUUAUUGACGAAACUCAGAAUCAAUAUAGCGACUGUUUUACAGAAGCUGCUGCACAAGAAAAAUUGUUGGAAUUGCAACGAGAUGCCAUAGACACUUUGCAAUCGAAAAUUGAGUACAUGAUUAAUGAUAAACAUUUAGUAGUUACUUCCUUACAUACUACAUAUUGUUCCAUAUUAAGCAUAAUACAGGAUCAACUGAAGCUUUGUACAAAUGAUUUUCAAGCAUUAAUAUACAAGAUAAAUACUUUAAUGCAAACAAAUAUUCUUUUGGGAAAUAAGUACAUUACUACAAAAAAAUUAUGGAAAGAAACAAAUCAAGAAUUGCAAGAAUUAAAAAAUAUGUCAUCCAAGGACAAAAAACAAACAAAAAUGUAUGAAACUAAAUCUUGUCAAUGUAAAAUGGACAUUGAGCAUAAGAGUUAUAUGACACAGAAUCUUACAUUAGAACAAACUUCAGAAGAUUCUUCAAUAUUAGAUAAGCAAGAACAUAUACAAGAUUCACUUCAAAAUUAUGAAUCACAAGCUCAGACUGAAAUUAUAAUUAGAGAAAAUCAAAAUUUAAAGAAACAACUACAAAAAUACAAAUCAGAUUUAGUUAUAUUUAAAAAUGAAUUGAAAAUAAAAGAUCAAGAAAUAAAAGAUCUUGAAUGUUGUUUAAAAUAUGAAAAUCAAAAUCUAAAGAUAAGUUUAGAGAAACAAACGAAAGAAUUUGAAGACUUAAUAAUAGAAUUAAAUAUUGCUAAACAAAAAGAGAUUAAUUUAAAAAAAUAUGUAAUUGAUUUGGAAGAAAAACAAGAGGAGAUACAAAAUCUAAAACAGCAAAUUGAUUGUAACAAAUCUGUAAUAAGAGAACAAGCUCAAACCAUAGACCAUUUACAAGGAAAAUUAUGUACAUCUGAACAACAAAUUAGACAAUACAUAUCUGAAUCUACAAAUUUUAAAGAAAGAUUUUUAUCAAUAAAAGUAUUACUCAAAGAGAAAUCAGAUAACAUGGCAAAAUUACAAGCAGAUUAUGAAGUAUUAAAAAAUGAAAAUACAAUUCUAAAAACAGAAAACAUUGCAUUAGAAACUAAAGCAAAAGAAGAUCAUUAUUUACUACGAAAGAAGUUAAAAGAAACUCAAACAGAAUUAUCUUUUAUAAAAGACAGUUAUUACAAAACAGCUGAAGAUUAUGAUAAAACUCAAGAAAACUUGAUCCAAUCUGUAAGACGAGAAGCGGAAUUACAAGAAUCAUUAACAAUUGCAGAGAAAGAAUAUUGCUCAAAGCUUACAAAUUUUGAAUCAAAAAUUGUUAGAUUGGAAAAUUUAAUAUGUGAACUUGAUGAAGAAUCAAAGGAUACUAAGAAAAAAUUAUCUUCAAAAAAUACUGAGCUUUGUCAAACACAAAAUAUGUGUAAAUCAUUUUCCGAUCAAUUGAAAACUGCACAGCAAGAUCUGUAUGAACUUCAAGAAAAAUAUCUAAAAAUGGACAAUUCCAACUGUUACUUAACCCAACAAUUACAAGAGUGUAUAGAUGAAAACUGUACUCUAUUGCAACAGAAAACUUCACUUGAACAAGAUAACUACAAGUUCGCGAAUCAAUUACAUAACAUGCACCAAUCUUUGAUGGAAUUGAAAAAAGAAUGUCAAUCAAAAGAUAAGUCUUUGGCAUGUGUAUCAGCAGAAUUAACUGAAACAGUAGUAAACAGGUCAGAACUUUGCAAUGAAUCCCAAUAUAUGGUCUCAUGUAUUCGUACAUUGAUGGCAGAACAAAGAAAGCUUGUUGAAACUCUUGUUUCGAAGUUACAAAUUAAACAACAGCAAUUAACAAUAUUUAAACAACAAUUUGGACAUGAAAAGAAAACUUUAUUAGUCAAAAUCAGAGAACUAAGAAGAGUGAACAAUAUAUUAGCACAAAGAUUAAAAAGACUACAUAGAACAACAAUUGGAAAAAAUACUAAAAGUGCUGGAUAUUCAUAUUUGACACAGAACUUAGGUAAAUCCUCGAUAUACCCGAUUAAAUCUGUACGUCGCACUUCAGUGUGCGGCAAUUCUUGGUGGUUUCCUAAGAUGGAAUAUAUAACAAAUCAAUUGAGAAAAAAUAAUCAAUGGUGGCAUACAAACAUAGCUAAUAAAUCAAAAAAUAAUAGUGGAGUAGAUGAAAAUCGAGAUUGUGGUUAUCAAUCAUCUGCAAGCAAAUGACAAUGUAUAAUAAAAUCUGUCAUAGCAUAGUCGAAUCAAAUCGAUGUAUGAUAGAAUAAUAAGAUAGAAUAAUAAUCAAUAUUGUUUACCACUGAAAUUUGUAAAGAAUUUAUGCAUUAAUGUUAUGAUUAAUAUACCCUGUUUUUUUAUAUAUCUUCGUAAUUGUAUAUUUUUAAUAAUAACUUAUAUUAAUCAUAUAAAAAGAAUUACUUUAUUUUUCUUAAUUAUCAAUGCAUUUAUAAAUAGUACAAAGAUAAUAAGUCAUGCUGCUAAAUAAGUGGUUACAUCAUUUAGACUCAUUUUAAGAUUGUGACGUGGUAAGCAAGCAAGUCGAAGUAAUGCAAGAUUUUCCAUAUACACUGUAUGAAAGACUUCAAAUAAUAAUUUGCAUUCGUCUAAAUUAAAUAUCUCAACGGACUUCGGUGGAUUCUAAAUAUAAAUGAUAAAUAUAGAAAUACAUUAAGAUAAAAUAAUUUACGUUUGGUUCUUUCAUAAAACCAAUUCAUAAUAACACCGUUUAAUAAUAUACAUACUAAUAUAUUUUAUUCUAAUACACACUCUUAUGAGUAAAAAUGACUAACCAAAAUGGUAUGUAAAAGUAAAGUAUCGCAAAAAAAAUUAUAUGUAUCUUCCAUUGUGUACCAUAUAUUGGAAAGAAAAUAGCGAUGCGUUAAAUAGAAUAAUCCUAUUGAUGCAAAAAUGCAUUUUAUACUGAAUAAAUUAUCUCUGAAAUAUAAACAAGCACAAAAAUAAUGUUAGUUGAAUUUAUAAAUACAUAAAUAUAAUUAUUAUAAAACUACUUAUGUAUUUAUUUACCUAGUAAUUUCAAAAAUUUC
Messenger RNA from Vespa velutina, 6433 nucleotides. Its product is annotated as myosin-11-like. The coding region runs from base 207 to 5597 and encodes 1796 amino acids. The record is from RefSeq and is a predicted model, not a curated record. The transcript is spliced from 44 exons. NCBI's taxonomy places the organism in Eukaryota, Metazoa, Arthropoda, Insecta, Hymenoptera, Vespidae.